Mus pahari (shrew mouse) is the source of this 3185-nucleotide messenger RNA. RefSeq names its product nuclear respiratory factor 1 (gene Nrf1). Gene Ontology annotation, cellular component: nucleus. Gene Ontology annotation, molecular function: RNA polymerase II cis-regulatory region sequence-specific DNA binding; DNA-binding transcription factor activity, RNA polymerase II-specific. Lineage: Eukaryota; Metazoa; Chordata; Mammalia; Rodentia; Muridae. Bases 13 to 1524 code for a protein of 503 amino acids. Gene Ontology annotation, biological process: regulation of transcription by RNA polymerase II. The transcript is spliced from 10 exons. The record is from RefSeq and is a predicted model, not a curated record.
CAGUAGAUCUUCAUGGAGGAGCACGGAGUGACCCAAACUGAACACAUGGCUACCAUAGAAGCCCAUGCAGUGGCCCAGCAAGUCCAGCAGGUCCAUGUAGCCACGUACACUGAGCACAGUAUGCUAAGUGCUGAUGAAGACUCCCCUUCCUCCCCCGAGGACACUUCUUAUGAUGACUCGGACAUCCUCAACUCCACGGCAGCUGAUGAGGUAACUGCCCAUCUGGCUGCUGCAGGUCCUGUGGGAAUGGCCGCUGCUGCUGCUGUGGCAACAGGGAAGAAACGGAAACGGCCUCAUGUGUUUGAGUCUAAUCCAUCUAUCCGAAAGAGACAGCAGACGCGUUUGCUUCGGAAACUCAGAGCCACGCUGGAUGAGUACACGACGCGAGUGGGACAGCAAGCAAUCGUGCUCUGCAUCUCGCCCUCCAAACCCAAUCCCGUCUUCAAGGUGUUCGGUGCAGCACCCUUGGAGAACGUGGUGCGAAAGUACAAGAGCAUGAUCCUGGAAGACCUAGAGUCUGCUCUGGCAGAACACGCCCCUGCGCCACAGGAGGUUAAUUCAGAACUGCCACCUCUCACCAUCGAUGGGAUUCCUGUCUCUGUGGACAAAAUGACCCAGGCUCAGCUUCGGGCAUUUAUCCCAGAGAUGCUCAAGUAUUCCACAGGUCGGGGGAAACCAGGCUGGGGGAAAGAAAGCUGCAAGCCUAUCUGGUGGCCAGAAGACAUCCCAUGGGCCAAUGUCCGCAGUGAUGUCCGCACAGAAGAGCAAAAGCAAAGGGUUUCAUGGACCCAGGCAUUACGGACCAUAGUUAAAAAUUGUUAUAAGCAACAUGGGCGGGAGGAUCUUUUAUAUGCUUUUGAAGAUCAGCAAACACAAACUCAGGCCACCACCACACACAGUAUAGCUCAUCUCGUACCAUCACAGACGGUAGUACAGACCUUCAGCAACCCUGAUGGCACCGUGUCGCUCAUCCAGGUUGGUACAGGGGCAACAGUAGCCACAUUGGCUGAUGCUUCAGAACUGCCCACCACAGUCACUGUUGCCCAAGUGAAUUACUCUGCUGUGGCGGAUGGAGAGGUGGAACAAAAUUGGGCCACGUUACAGGGCGGUGAAAUGACCAUCCAGACGACGCAAGCAUCAGAGGCCACCCAGGCGGUAGCAUCACUGGCAGAAGCCGCAGUAGCAGCUUCUCAGGAGAUGCAACAGGGAGCCACUGUCACCAUGGCCCUCAACAGCGAAGCUGCCGCCCAUGCUGUCGCCACUCUGGCUGAAGCCACCUUACAAGGCGGGGGACAGAUAGUCCUGUCUGGGGAAACCGCAGCAGCCGUUGGAGCACUUACUGGAGUCCAAGAUGCUAAUGGCCUGGUCCAGAUCCCUGUGAGCAUGUACCAGACUGUGGUAACCAGCCUCGCCCAGGGCAACGGGCCGGUGCAGGUGGCCAUGGCGCCAGUGACCACCAGGAUAUCGGACAGCGCAGUCACCAUGGAUGGCCAGGCUGUGGAGGUGGUGACGUUGGAACAGUAGCAUGGAGCUCUAUCAUGGCAUCAUUUUCUAGUCUACUUCAGAAUUUUUUACAUGUUUGCAGAGGUGCAAUCAAAUGGAAUUAAGUCUCUCGACUUGGAAAGAAAGUUUUGGUAACCUUUUUUUAAGAAGGAAGAAGGCAGCAGAUUUUGGAAUCACAUUUUUUUAAAGCACCACUUCUGGGAUCUGGUGGAGUGAGAAACGCCACCGAUUUCACUGUCCCAAAAAGCCAAAUUGUGGCCAGACUUUGUGCAGAAAUGUGUGUAUACUUACGUGUGUGUACGUGUGAGUGUGAAUAUAUGUAUAUGUGUACAUAUGGACAUACACAUUUACAUAUAUGUAUAAAGUAUAUAUGUACAUACAUAUAUAUGUAUGAAACCCGCAUGGAAUUGCCUGUAUGAAAUCAAGGUGAACUGUGGGAACAAGAACCCGCCCAGUUUAGUGGGUGGUAGGGUACACGACCAGACACAGUCACCUGGUUUUCGUUCAUACCAGGGUCAUGCAUUGAGCUACUGACAGACUCAGGCGGAGGGGACCACGUCCUUCACCAAAGCUGCCUCCCAGUGGCUGCCUAGACCUCUGCUACAUUCACCGAAGGAAGGAAGACCCAGGACACAGCGUGGUCCAGAGAGUGCUUAUGAAGUCCAGGGACCCGCGCUUCGCCAGCAGAGACUCUUCAGCUGGCUCAGGUGCUGACCUUGCCACAGGCAGGUAAAUGCCCUGCAGGCUCCUGGCAGGGACAAGAAAUCGUUCCUCAACCUCCAUCUUCUCCCUUCCCAGGAACCCUCAGUCUCAUGUCUAUUCAAGAGUUGCUUGGUUGUAAGGUCAGUCCUGUUACAAACUGAAGGUGACAGAAGUGUUAAGGGUCUAAGGAGUGUUCAUGGAGCAAGCGGGUGUAAGUGCAGGGUGUGUGUGUGUGUGUGUGUGUGUGUGAUGGAGAAAAUGGAAAGAUUAUAGGAGAGCAAAAAAGGAAGGAGGGAGAAAACUCUUCAUAAAUCAGGGUGCACCGUGGGAACCGUGUUCUCCAGCUGUCUGCAGCUGUAUUUCAGCAGAGACUGCCUCACGCAAGACCUCUGCGCGAAGGCUGGCCGUCAUAGAUGUGUCAGAAGACUCUGUGAGGACUUUCCCCAGGCACAUCCUGGCGGCACGGGCCUGGGACAGCUUUCCUGCUCACAGUGUGGCUUGCACUGAGCAGUUGUCACUGUGAGCUUCUGUGCUUUCUAGCCACAAGCCCUGAGUCGCCCGUGGCUCACUCAUCUGAUGUCUUGACAAGCCAAAUGUCCGCUCCUGGCGUGCAGGAACUCUUCCUCCUUCCUGCCAGUCCUCUCCCGUGCGUGAUAGUGUAUUUAAUGUGGUGGUUUUGGUUUUUUUGUUUUUUAAUGAGACAUUAAAAGAUUCUUCAUGUCUUGCUCAGCCUUUGAGAAAAGUUUCCAAUUCUUAUAUUUGCUUGUUUUAUAUAAAACUAUACAAUGUUCUUUGUAUGUUCUUUUCUGUACGUAAUAAGGGUGGAGCGGGAAAUUUACAUAUAAAUGUCCUGGUUCUACAAUUUGUUACUUUUUUUCUUUUUUAAACUGUGAAGCUGUCCGGGGCUUUAAGGUCCCUGUUCCUUUGUGGUGAAAUAAACCUCCUGAUAGUUUGAGAAAUUGCCAAGAAGAUAAAAACAA